AUGAAUGAAGGAAUUGACAUCGAGGUUGGAUCCCUGUCGCCUAGCUUCCAGGUCUCCUCGACGGGGCGAGAGGGUUCUAACCCAGGCGCCUUCAACGUCGCAGCAGCAAGAGUCAACUCUAACGAUUCUUCCAAGCGCCGUAGACGACGCUCGAACACUGCCCGCUCCUACCGCCCCCAGGGGGUAGCCCACGAAUCCACCUGGCAACCUGGCACAGAACCGGGUAUCGACCCCACAAAGCCGCUACCUCCAUACAGCUCAGAAUGGGCGUCGAACGUGCCUGGUGACCUGCAGCGAUAUUGUGAAAUUACGGUGGUUGAUUUCUCUGAGAAAAAAAUGCGACAAUACGAACUCGAUAACGAUACUAUCGAGCAAUUUCUAUCACGUGACCGAGAACCAUGGGUACAAUAUUAUUGGAUUAAUAUCAAUGGACUAAGCUGGGAUGUGAUCAAAGUUAUCGGUCAACACAAGGGGCUAUACCGUCUGGCGAUCGAGGAUGUUAUCCACACCAUAAGUCACAUCAAAGCAGAUUGGUAUUCAAGCCAUGCCUUUAUUACGUUAACAUUACAGAAACUAGUGAAAAUUUAG
Molecule: messenger RNA, 588 nt
Organism: Penicillium verhagenii
Lineage: Eukaryota; Fungi; Ascomycota; Eurotiomycetes; Eurotiales; Aspergillaceae
Exons: 1
Coding region: 1-588 (195 amino acids)
Molecular function (GO): cobalt ion binding; cobalt ion transmembrane transporter activity; magnesium ion transmembrane transporter activity
Source: RefSeq, a predicted model, not a curated record